Molecule: messenger RNA, 474 nt
Organism: Tarenaya hassleriana
Lineage: Eukaryota; Viridiplantae; Streptophyta; Magnoliopsida; Brassicales; Cleomaceae
Exons: 1
Coding region: 1-474 (157 amino acids)
Source: RefSeq, a predicted model, not a curated record
AUGCAUGGCGCGAACUCUUUGAAAUCACUGCCUCAGUUUCAGAGUAAUGGGGCAUCUGACGACACUACACAGUCGUCCAGAACAGAAGACACUCAGUGGACAAGGAUCGAUGGUCUUUUCAAGCUAUGGAUCUAUGGGACGAUAUCUCAAUCUUUUGUCACAACCGUGCUGAAGAAGAAAAGCACGGGACACACUCUAUGGACAUGCCUCAAGAAUCAAUUUUGGGACAACAAAGAAGUCCGAGCCAUUCAGAUUGAACAUGAACUGCACAAUCUCAAUAUCAGUGCCCUCACCAUUCAUGAGUAUUGUCAGGAGUGGAGGAAACUCUCGGAUCUACUCUCCAACAUUGAUGUUGCAGUCUGUGCACUUGUGAUGCACAUGCUCAACGGGCUCAACGAGAAGUUUGACAAUAUUGUCAAUGUCAUCAAGCAAAAAUCUCCCUUCCAUCGUUUGACAAUGUCAGAUCCAUGCUAA